Messenger RNA from Notothenia coriiceps (black rockcod), 1601 nucleotides. RefSeq names its product LIM domain-containing protein ajuba. Gene Ontology annotation, molecular function: transcription corepressor activity. Lineage: Eukaryota; Metazoa; Chordata; Actinopteri; Perciformes; Nototheniidae. Gene Ontology annotation, cellular component: P-body; adherens junction; transcription regulator complex. The record is from RefSeq and is a predicted model, not a curated record. The transcript is spliced from 6 exons. Gene Ontology annotation, biological process: regulation of DNA-templated transcription; response to hypoxia; negative regulation of hippo signaling. Bases 70 to 519 code for a protein of 149 amino acids.
GCAGGACGCACCCUGAGAAACAAGGACUUCUACAAUGUCAGCGGCUCUGUGUACUGUAAAGAGGAUUACAUGUUUUCGGGAUUCCAGGCUAAUGCGGAGAAGUGCAGUGUGUGUGGCCAUCUCAUUCUGGAACAGAUCCUGCAGGCUCUGGGGAACUCGUACCACCCCGGCUGUUUCCGCUGUGUGGUGUGCUCCAAGGCUCUGGAUGGGGUCCCCUUCACUGUGGACCACAACAGCAACAUCUACUGCGUGGCAGACUACAACAAGACUUUUGCCCCGAAGUGCGCGGCCUGUUUACAACCCAUCUUACCGACUGAGGGCAGUGAAGAGAUCCUCAGGGUCGUGUCUAUGAACAAGGAUUAUCACUUUGAGUGCUACCACUGCGAGGAGUGUGGUAAGCAGCUCUCUGAUAAGCCCGGCUCGCAGUGCUUCCCUCUGGACUCUCAUCUCCUCUGCCACUCCUGUCACAUGACCAGAGCGUGCGACACACACAACAUUCCCCCUCACAACACACACUGAUCUGUGCAGCUGUGUACGUCUCGAACAAGCUGGUCUUAACAUGCUGUCAUUCUGUAAUGUGCUUUUUGAUCAGUAACGCAUCUUUUCCUGAAGAUCAAACUGCUGAUGUCCAGACAUUUCCACUGAUUCAUUUUAUGGAUCAGACCUUUGCGUCACAUGUACUUCCUGCUGUACUAUUACUGUACCAUAGUUAUAAGGGAACGGGGGGAAAAAAAACUACUGCUUUUUUUUGUUUUGACCCCAAUGUGGCUACUGUUUGCUGUAGAAGAACAAGGGAUUUUGCUAAACUGUUUUGUACAUAUAUUAUCGCUAGCAAACAUUUUGCACUUAAAUUUGACUUUACUGUAAGAUUUGUUACGUGAUUCUGUACAAUUUGGGGAAAAACAUUACUGUAAUUUCUGUAUGUUGUAAUAAAUAUUUUCAUUUGUGUUCAGGUAAUGGUCUACGUGCUCGUAUUGGGUCACACAUUCAUUUUAUUACAACAAACAUUUCUCUCUGUCAAUAAAUGAGUCAAGCAAAAACAUCCACACACAGGCUGAAAACCAAUUUAAAUUUAUUAUGUUUUUAAUUCUCAGUACAUUCAGUACUUGCAAGGAAGGGGGAAAAAAGCAACAAAAUCUUACCAUUCAAAACUAAAAACAUAAAAUUAAAAAUAUUAAAAUUGUAACCAUUACUCUAUUAGAAGGAAAACUAUGUGUACCUCCUCUUUAAAUAUAUUUAUGAUUGAAUGGUCAGAGGAGGGAUUUUCUGACGUCAGUGCAGGGAAUCAGCUUCCUGUAAUUAUUACAGAAUAAACCUCUUAACUAUUUCAUACUCUUCUCUCCUCGGCUGCAUAAACAUCCAUUAAAGACAAACUGGGGCACGUCCUCCAGAACACCACAACAAAUAACAUCUCUUCCUAUCGCACGCGUUGCUAGGUUACAGUGUUGAGACUUCAGUCGCAUCUUCGUGGGAGAUGAAGGUUAUUACUCGCACAAACAUCACCUGCGGUAACACACAACAACCGUCCCAAGGCUGAACAAAAAUUAACAUGAUGUCUAAAACAAUAACAAAACAAAUCCUAGUCGUAAACUUAAAAAAAA